Solanum pennellii is the source of this 779-nucleotide messenger RNA. RefSeq lists its product as uncharacterized. Lineage: Eukaryota; Viridiplantae; Streptophyta; Magnoliopsida; Solanales; Solanaceae. The transcript is spliced from 3 exons. The record is from RefSeq and is a predicted model, not a curated record. The coding region runs from base 123 to 605 and encodes 160 amino acids.
AAAGUUCACUAUUUAUACCAAGGUAUAUCUUAUGUAAAAUCAGCAUUUUCUUGUAUCAAAGUGCAACACAAAAACUUACAUACAUUUUUUGUGUUGAAGAUACUUAACAAAUUGAUGAGAAAAUGGCUAAAUUGUUUGGUAUUUUUGUCUGCUUGUUGAUUGUGGCCUUAGACUCCAUUGCUGGCAUUCUUGGAAUCAAAGCAGAAGCAGCUCAAAACCAGGAAAAACAUCUUCGAUUGUGGUUAUUCGAAUGUAAAGAGCCAAGCCAUGAUGCUUUUGUACUAGGUGUGGCUGCAGCAUGUCUUCUUGCAAUUGCUCAUGUUCUUGCCAAUCUUCUUGGUGGCUGCAGUGUUUGUGCUACUGAUGACAUUAAGGAAGCAUCCCCAAGUAGAAAACUAUCAAUGGCUUGUCUUGUUUUUACAUGGAUCAUAAUGGCAAUAGGAAUGGGACUACUGGUUAUAGGGACAAUGGCAAACAACAAAUCAAGAGCUUCUUGUGGGUUUUCACAUCACCAUUUUUUCUCAAUUGGGGGAAUUUUGUGUUUCAUCCAUGCCAUCUUUGCUGUUGCCUAUUAUUCUACUGCCUCAAUGCUACUUGCCCUAUAAUCCAAAUUAUUUAUUUUUUGUUUAUUGGGGAUGUAAUGUAAUGAAGAUGUUUUGGUACUAUGAUUGCGUUGUAGACAAUAUUAUCGAUAAUCGCAACUAAUUACAAGAUAUGUAUCUUAAAUCUAAGAUCACACUUGAUUGUAUCAACAGAAAAUAUAUUCAUUUGCCCUGCAA